Botrytis deweyae is the source of this 1350-nucleotide messenger RNA. RefSeq lists its product as uncharacterized. Gene Ontology annotation, molecular function: protein binding. The record is from RefSeq and is a predicted model, not a curated record. The coding region runs from base 1 to 1350 and encodes 449 amino acids. The transcript has 4 exons. NCBI's taxonomy places the organism in Eukaryota, Fungi, Ascomycota, Leotiomycetes, Helotiales, Sclerotiniaceae.
AUGGAUAACUUAGUUGAGGCCGACAACCGCUUCAAAGUUGAGUUGAGAGAACCUCGUAUAGACACAACAGGUUUCAAGCAAAUUUGUAUCAGCAACGUGGAAGGAGAUUUCCUCAACAUUUCGUUUCGACGCACUCUUCGUGUUCCAGAAAGUGGCAAUCGUUUGAAAGUACCUCCAGACUUUGGACCUUUUCCUAUCUAUCCUUUUGAUAAAUAUAAGGAUAAGUUUGAUCAUUCUGUAUCUACAAACGAUGGAGUCUUUAUCCCGAUCUAUCAGCGCGAGGCAAUGUGGAUCCAUUUUGAGUCAACUGGAUAUUUCGCGGUGAAAGUCAUUAUCGAUGGCGUGAAUGCCAUCUCUGGAGAAUCUAACAAAGGAUGCUUAUCAGCAGAUCUCAGAAGUAUAGCAUUACUUUACGAAAAAAAGUCAAUUCAAGAUUACAUUGUUGCAGGAAAUUCUGGUCAAAGAUGGUUGGACGGCGUCAAGACAAAAGAGGACAAGAUCAUGCAGUUUUUCGCGGCCCCGAAUCAAAUUAUGGCGCCAUCAACCAAAUCCUCAAUCAAUUUGACUGACGGUAUUCGUAGAAUACAAUUUGAGAUUGUACCACAAAAGCUGGACACGACAAAACGCAUGCCUAUCACUGUGCGCACGCUCUCCGGCAAAGUCUUUCAUAUAAAUGUCUCCAACAUAUGUCUUGUGAACGAUCUCAUGAACAAAAUUCUAGGAGUAACUAGUAUUCCCUGGGAGGAACAGCGAAUCAAUUUUGCAGACCAGCAACUUGAACCUCACCGUCGUCUGAGAUUUUACGGCAUCAAGGCGGGCUCAGAGAUUUUCCUAACCUUUGGUGUAGGCCGCAGGCCGAGAUCUCAUGCUGCCCAAAAACAUAUGUGCCAGACAACAGCAGGAAAAAGACUAUUAGAGUAUCACGCGGCGAUCAAAGAGAGUUACGGUGAGAAAAGAGAUGUAAUAUUUGCAGAUGCCAAUACAAACAUUGUGCAAGAUAUCGAAGUCGAUGAUUUUAACGCAAAAUCCUGGGAUACAGACAAUACUUUGAUCUUUAACCUGCAGAUGAUAAAUACACCGGCUUCUGAAAUCGUACUAGGUAUGAAGCCUCCGCAGUGUCCUAUCCCAAUGGCAAUGUACAAAGAACAUAACCGCCAAAUCCAUAACAUCCACGAUAAUGAUGAGGAAGGGAACGAUGGAAACCAAGAUGAAGACGAAGAUGAGGACGAUCACAAAGUUUUCAAGGUCACAACUGAUCAGUCGGGCGCGAGGGGUAGUUUUGCUCCGGUUGAUGAUAUGAAAGCCAGGUUGGGCGAGAUAUUUGAAUUGCCAGAUGAUGAUGAUAUUUGA